Molecule: messenger RNA, 1179 nt
Organism: Penicillium manginii
Lineage: Eukaryota; Fungi; Ascomycota; Eurotiomycetes; Eurotiales; Aspergillaceae
Exons: 3
Coding region: 1-1179 (392 amino acids)
Molecular function (GO): protein binding; 6-phosphogluconolactonase activity
Source: RefSeq, a predicted model, not a curated record
AUGCGUCUAACAACUCUCCUCCCAACCCUGCUCUCAAUAUCGCUCCCCAUAACGAGCACCGCUGCAAAACCACCAGCACCGUCCCGCCUCUGGGCAACGCACUACAACGGCAAUGUUUACACCCUCAGCCUAGACAAAAGCACCAGCAACCUCUCAAUAACAGACACGCAAAAGACAUGCGGAAAGAUGCCCAGCUGGCUGACCUUCGACUCCGAGUCUCGAAUCGUCUACUGCUCGGAUGAAGACGGUACCGCCGAUCUCUCCACGCAUGGCUCUCUUACAGCAUACCACCCAGACCGACAAGGUAGACUGCAUGAGAUUACCUCCGUCGAGACAGUCGGCGGUGGUGUCGAUAGUGUUAUUUAUGAGGUUGGCAAGGAGAAGUUCAUUGCUAUUGCGCAUUACACCUCCGCCCAAGAAUUCCACUUCAAACUCACCCACCCCGGCGCCGUACCCCAACAAGACUCACCACACCCCCACUCCGUCUUCCUAGACCCAACAGGCUCAUUCAUCCUAAGCCCCGACCUAGGCGCCGACCUCCUCCGAAUCUACAGCAUCUCCUCAACCGGAAAACUCACCACCUGCCCCCCCCCCGUAAACGUAACAUUCGGCAGCGGCCCCCGCCACGGCCUCUUCUGGACAGAUGGAACAGACAACCACACCGCAAGCACGGGAACAGGAAUAAGCCAUCAGCGCGAAAUGGCCGCCGUCGGCAAAACAAUGCUCUACCUCGUCAACGAGAUCGGCGGCACGAUGAUGACGUUUGACGUCUCGUACGCGCGAAGCGGCUGUCUGGACCUAAGCCUCAAACAAACGCUCGUGCCUUACCCAGCCGCGGACCAGAAAGAUCACAAAUUGCCGUCCGGCGCGACGCCGGCGGAAAUCCGCCUUGUCGGUGAUAAGUUUUACGUGUCGAUUCGGAGUGAUCAGGGGUUUGCGCCGGGGGAUUCGAUGGUUACGCUUGAUCGGGUGCCGGGGAUGGGCGUGCCGCGGACUUUUGCGGUGAAUCGGGCGGGGGAUCUGGUUGCGAUUGGGAAUCAGGCUUCGGCUAAUGUGGCUAUUGUGCGGCGGGAUCGGGUUACUGGGGAGCUUGGGGAGAAGGUUGCUGUUUUGCAGGUUGGGGAGCCUGGGACGGUUGGACAGGCGGAGGGGUUGAGUAGUGUCAUUUGGGAGGAGUAG